Oncorhynchus tshawytscha (Chinook salmon) is the source of this 2651-nucleotide messenger RNA. RefSeq names its product protein NDRG4. The record is from RefSeq and is a predicted model, not a curated record. NCBI's taxonomy places the organism in Eukaryota, Metazoa, Chordata, Actinopteri, Salmoniformes, Salmonidae. The transcript has 15 exons. Gene Ontology annotation, biological process: positive regulation of ERK1 and ERK2 cascade; signal transduction; brain development. Gene Ontology annotation, cellular component: cytoplasm. The coding region runs from base 456 to 1508 and encodes 350 amino acids.
GGACAGGGUCAAUGAGGGAGCGAAAGAGAGAGGGAGAUAAGCCAUCUUCUCCUGAAACAGAGCAAUGGUGCUGAUGAGAGAGCAAAACAAGAGCACAGCAGAGAACCUGCUGUGACUGACAGAGCAGCCAACCAAUCAUGUGCAGAGAGGCAGCACUGGCAGCGAAUAGGCUUGAGUUCGGCACGCCCUCAUGUUGAGGUUUAUAAGGUGUCGGGGGGGCACAGCACUGCAGCGCUCAGCCCCAUAGCAGGACGAGGCUAGACGAGACAAGACGAGACAAAGAGACCACCAGCAGAAUCCCCCAGCAGGCUCUGCUCUAAAGCCAGGACCUAGUCCCACUACAGGAGAGGACUGGCUCUGUCUGUUUGUCUGUCUGUCUGUCUCGUCUCCACUGGCUGCUCCUCCUGCUCCUCCUGCCAUUCUUCCUCCUCUUUCUCCUCGCUUACUGAGGCACCAUGCCUGAAUGCUGGGACGGGGAACAUGACAUUGAGACUCCUUAUGGGAUGCUUCAUGUGGUGAUCCGUGGUGCACCCAAAGGAAACAAGCCUGCCAUCCUCACCUACCACGAUGUUGGGCUUAACCACAAGCUGUGCUUCAAUAGCUUCUUCCACAAUGAGGACAUGCAGGAGAUCACCAAGCACUUUGUGGUGUGUCAUGUGGAUGCUCCUGGACAGCAGAUUGGAGCCUCUCAGAUGCCACAGGGGUACCAGUACCCCACCAUGGACCAGCUGGCAGGCAUGCUGCCCAGCGUAGUGCAGCACUUUGGAUUCAAGAGCAUUUUGGGCAUUGGAGUUGGAGCAGGCGCCUACAUCCUGGCCAAAUUUGCUCUGAUCUUCCCUGACCUGGUGGAGGGCCUGGUGCUGCUCAACAUCGACCCCAACGGGAAGGGCUGGAUCGACUGGGCCACUGGCAAGCUGUCUGGUUUCACCAGUGCUCUUCCAGACACUGUACUGCCCCACCUCUUUAGCCAGGAGGAGCUGAUGAACAACACAGAGCUGGUCCAGAGUUACCGUCAACAGAUCAACAACACUGUCAACCAGGUCAACCUGCAGCUCUUCUGGAACAUGUACAACAGCCGUAGGGAUCUGGAGAUGAACCGCACCGGGACCAUCAUCAAUGCCAAGACCCUGAAGUGCCCCGUCAUGCUGGUUGUUGGUGACAACGCUCCAGCUGAGGAGGGAGUGGUCGAAUGCAAUUCCAAACUUGACCCAACCAACACCACCUUCUUAAAGAUGGCUGACUCUGGUGGACUCCCUCAGCUCACACAGCCUGGAAAACUGUCCGAAGCAUUCAAGUACUUCCUCCAGGGGAUGGGCUACAUUGCGUAUGUGAAGGAUCGGAGGUUGAGUGGUGGGCCAGUGCCCUCUGCCAGUAUGACCCGUCUGGCCCGCUCCCGGACAGCCUCCCUCACCAGUGGCAGCUCCAUUGAGAGUUCUCGUAUCCGGGGUUUUACACACUCUGACAGCAAUGAGGGCCAGGUCAGCCACACCAUGGAAGUGUCUUGCUGAACCGCCACACACACACAGACAGACGUGGGUUGGAGAUAGGGACGUAUAGAGAGAGAGAGGGGGAGAUAGAGAGAGAGAGAGGAGUUUCUUCUUUUAAAUGGUAGGUGGAGGAUGUCUUCUCUAUCUAUCUCUCUAUGUCUUUGUUGUAGUAUUACCCCAAAUCCCUCAGUAUUUGACAACUUCUGUCACCUCCUCCCCUCAUUGUAAAAACUGACACCAACGUAUUCCUCUUUCCCUUAAACUUUGUAAGCAGUUUUGCUUUUGUGUGUCAUUUGUGUUUCGCUCAGUGUCUUCUCCCCCCUUUGCCUUUUCCCUGCUCCCCUUGCCCUAAACCUGCCCCCCUCCUCCUUCCACUCAGACCCACCUGCCCCCUGGCACCCCUCCACUCAGUUCCCUCCCACACUCAUCCGCUUGUCUGAUGACAAUCUCUGUGAGGUGAUCAAUGAUGGUAGUUAAGUGGGUUGUAUGUAGUCAGUGAAGGUAGUUUGUCAUUGGAGAGAAGACAUGCUAGCAAGAGGACAUUUUGUUGUAGUUGGUACUAUUCAUCCUAUUUGUCUUGAACAAUAGGACAGCAGAGAUUAUGGGCCUUUGUCUGGGAGGUCCCAGAUUUGACAGAAAGCAGCACACAACCUAUUAUAUUUUAGAGAGUUUUACAUCACACAGUGGAUAUGCCUCUCUAGCUGAAGGAUGCAUCUGUGUCACAGGCACUAGUAUUCUCACUCCACAUCCCCUGCCAUGUGGUUUUCCCAGGGAUUGUCAUACAGAAUUAUUAAUGAACGUAGUGUGAUUCUAUAUACCCUAUAGCCACUAAUAGGAGCAUCCAUUCCUAUAUAGUUAGUGUGGCCACGGUCAUCUCCACCUCCCCAACAUGGAAGUGGUUCUGCUGAGGAUUGGUUCUUAGUGGUCUCCCAAAUGACAGUCACAUUUUGACCCAAACCAAACCAGACCUAGGAGCCAAGGCAGAACCCGUUACAUGUGAGAUGUUCUUCUCUCAUGUCAGCACCACAAGACGGAACUACAGCUGGCCUCUCCUUCUACAGCACUCAGCCCCACACAAAGAAUAUACCAAAGCUACACACACACUUACCUAUGAGGGCUGGGCUCUGUAAGGGAACCGAGCCAAAGUAUAUGGGCACUUAUUGA